Aedes albopictus (Asian tiger mosquito) is the source of this 2979-nucleotide messenger RNA. RefSeq lists its product as uncharacterized. The record is from RefSeq and is a predicted model, not a curated record. Gene Ontology annotation, molecular function: catalytic activity. Bases 1 to 2979 code for a protein of 992 amino acids. NCBI's taxonomy places the organism in Eukaryota, Metazoa, Arthropoda, Insecta, Diptera, Culicidae. The transcript has a single exon.
AUGGAAGCCCCUAUUCCUCUUGCCGCAGUCGAGCCCUUCCCGCCAGCGACCAUCAGCCGUCCCGGUCCUGCGUGUGAGAUGGAAGACGGGGUCUUCCAAACUACAACUACAGGCAAGUACUCGACUUUUUUGAUCACCUCGUGCGCUGUACCAUCCGUUACUUCUAGUUUGACUUCAAUAAUGCAAGAACGACCAUCAUCUCCAAUCAUAAUACCGGGAUGCACACUUGCCAUUAGCACUAAGGAAGCCCCAAUUCCUCUCACCGCAGUCGAGCCCUUCCCGCCAGCGACCAUCAGCCGUCCCGGUCCUGCGCGUGAGUUGGAAGAAGGGGUCUUCCAAAACGGACUUCUAGGCAAGUACGAUUUGAAUACAAGAAACUCGCUUCUUGAACCUUUUUCCAUUUUCGAGGCCCCGGGAUCUCCGGAACACGGUAUUGGAUAUAGGCGCAUCCCGAAGGACGCUCUCACCGACGCUCGAUUGUACGACCAAUGGAGGAUAACGACUGGAGACUCCCGGUUGACAGUAGCUGGUCCGUCAUGGUCGCGUGAUUACCUCACACUCCCCAUUUUGGACUCCGUGGGAUCGGAAAGGGGUUCCAAGGCCCCAGCUAGGCGGGGUCCUCCUGGUGCUGAAGUCAUGGUCUUGCCGGAAGUAGCGACUACCUUCCGACGCCCGAUGACAGUUUCCUCCAAAUCCUUGAUAGCAAGGCGAGAUCAUCACGAUGGUGUAUUGAUCUACUAUCAAAACGCUGGUGGAAUGAAUAGUAGCGUGGACGAAUACCUACUCGCAAUAUCCGAUGGGUGUUACGACAUCAUCGUUCUAACCGAAACGUGGUUGGACUCACGAACUCUCUCGGGACAGGUUUUUGGUACGGAAUACGAAGUUUGUCGCUGUGAUCGUGGACCUCGAAACAGUCGCAAAUCAACUGGUGGCGGCGUUCUCAUAGCUACCAAAAAGAUGUUCAAAACUAGAGUUUUGAACAAUGACGACUGGGAUAGUGUAGAACAGCAAUGGGCGUGUAUCCAGCUUACAAACCGCAAGGUGUUUCUGUGUGUUGUCUAUGUGCCCCCUGAUCGAACCCGUGACACCGCCUUAAUCGACACUCAUUCCCGAUCGUUAGCGGCGGUUAUUGAAAAGGCUAAUGCGGUCGACGAAAUCAUAAUCAUUGGAGAUUUCAACUUACCGGAAAUCUCUUGGAAAUCGUCCUGCAAUGGGUUUCUACACCCCGAUCCCGAUCGAUCUAAGUUGAAUGUAGGUGCAUCCAAACUUUUAGAUAGUUAUAGCUCCGCCACGUUACGACAAAUUAAUUACAUUACCAACGAAAAUGGUCGCUGUCUUGAUCUCUGUUUCGUGAGUGCUCGAGAUGUCGCCCCAGCUAUCUCCAUUGCUCCAGUUCCACUGGUCAAACAUGUGAAUCACCAUCCUCCAUUAGUCCUCACACUCGACGAUCAUUGUUCAAGCAAAAUGAUGACUGUCGCACCCGUGUUUUACGACUUUCGUAAUGCUGACCAGCAAAGCAUUAUUGAAUUUCUAUCUGCCAUCGAUUGGGCCGCUGUCCUCGACGAACGUAAUGUGAACAAUGCUGCUCAGACACUCUCGCACAUCCUGGGUCAUGUGAUUGAGCGACAUGUACCUAAGAAAGCUUUCCUGAACAACAAACCGUGGAUGACUCGUGAGCUUCGUGUACUGAAGUCCACGAAGAAAGCUGCUCUUAAGAAGUACUCGAAAUAUCGGACAGUUUCGCUGCGAGACCAUUACAAGAGAUUAAACACCGCAUACCAUUUGAGUAGCCGCCUGAGCUUCCGACGGUACCAGGAAAACCUCCAACGGAAUCUGAGGAUUCGGCCCAAGUCCUUCUGGAAGUACGUUAACAGUCAACGGAAAGAGGCUGGCUUUCCUUCAACCAUGACCUUCAACGAAAAAUUCUCCUGUGACCCCGAUGACAUCUGCCAGUUUUUUGCCGACAAGUUUGCCAGCACUUUCAACAAUCAAGUCAUUCCCGAUCGUCAAAUUCAUCAAGCCGCUUGCAAUGUUCCGUUAAUGACUGGAAGUAGUCUAUACAGACUUGACAUCGACAAUGCCAUGAUUUUCAGAGCCGCCUCGUCGUUAAAGUCAUCGAGCAACUCUGGCCCUGACGGAAUCCCAUCCGUUUUUGUGAAGAGGUUCAUUGAAAAUCUCCUGACUCCUCUGCAGCACGUAUUCAGCCUGUCCUUGUCAAGUGGUGAAUUCCCGUCGGUUUGGAAAACCGCCGUUAUGUUUCCCGUUCACAAGAAAGGUGAUCGCAGGAACGUCUGCAACUAUCGCGGUAUCACAUCACUGUGCGCAAUCUCCAAGCUGUUUGAACUUGUAGUUAUGGACCCACUUCUCGCACAUUGCAAACAAUAUCUGAGUGACGACCAACAUGGGUUCAUCUCAGGUAGGUCGACCACGACUAACCUCUUGUGUCUCACCACGUACAUUGCGGAAAGCUUUGCAGAGAGAGUCCAAACGGAUGUCAUCUAUACGGAUUUGUCUGCAGCCUUCGAUAAAAUCAGUCACGCUAUAACGAUUGCUAAGUUGGAAAGGCUUGGUGUCGGCGGUAGUGUUUUGAGAUGGAUUAAUUCGUACCUCGUCGGUCGUAAGCUAACAGUCACCGUCGAAGGCUCCGUGUCGAAUGAGUUCCCGGCUCCAUCUGGUAUCCCACAAGGUAGCCAUCUGGGGCCACUACUUUUUCUGCUAUAUUUCAACGACGUCAACUACGCAAUUAAAGGCCCUAAACUAUCAUUCGCGGACGAUUUGAAAAUCUACUUGAAGAUUUGCUCUGUUUAUGAUGCAAUACGUCUUCAGGAAGAGCUCAAUAUUUUCGCGGAUUGGUGCGAUUUGAAUGGCAUGGUCGUUAAUCCAAACAAAUGUUCCGUAAUGUCUUUUACCACAUUCGCCAGCCGAUCAUCAUCUCGUAUAAGCUUAAUGGCUGUGAAAUUCAACGUGUCGACCAUGUGA